AUGGCACUGAGUGAAAUAUUUCGAAAAGAUCGUAAGACUGAACCUAUGUCAGUCUUUUUGCUACGACUUAUCGUAGCAACACUACUUUUAAUUAUCUUACUUGGAUACUCCUUAUUUUUAAUUUUGGAUAUUUAUAAUGAUCAUCCCGCAAUUCAAAGCUCUUUUACUGAAGAAAAUUCGUUGCCUGUUCCAGUGUUAAUGUUUUUAAACAUUCCUGUUAAAUCACAUAUAGAAUGUUAUUUCACAUAUGCUGUUAAUAGUACCCGUGAAAAUAAUAAGGCGUGCACUCAAUAUGUAAGACAGCCUGUAUUGAACAACACCUCUAAUUAUAACGGUUACUUUCAAACUAGUGGAGAUUUAUUCUUUUCAACAAGUUCUAAUGAAAGCCUAAAAAAUAUUGGAAUUACGAUCUAUAUUGAUGAUGCUAAAUAUAAUGCGAGUGACCCAUCAAUGUCUGUAAAUAUGCUUGCAAUUGAUUCAGAACUUUAUAAUACUUAUGGCUCUAAAUUACUUGAAAAUCCAAAUUCGUUUUUUUUGGAUUCAAUAGUUAAAAUAAACACAUAUGAAUUAUCACCAAAUCAAUCCUACAAUGUUCAAAUUACAAGAAGUAUAAAACAACUUAUGUCACAAAGCUGGAAAAAUUAUUUCGGAUUUGCACCUGAACUAGAAAGAAUACCUUAUAUUACUUCCACGAUUGAAUCUACUCUUAUUUCAAAUACCACGGGGACUCAAACAUUAUUUUCCACGAUAAAUUUCGAACCACAAUCGUUUAUAGUCCAAGUUGAUACAGAUCAAAGGCUUAAAAAUGUUUUGAAUUCUCUCGGAUUAUUUGGCGGCGCCUUUGGACUAAUUACAAGUUUUUAUACACUACUUUUUGGUACCGGUGUUAUUAAGCCAUGGGGUUUUGUUCAAAGACAUCUUUUCAAAGUUAACAAAAUUGUGCAAAAUAAAUUGGUAAAUACUCUAGAAUCAAUGCCAUUUAUUAGUCAUUUAACUCAUGAUGCAGAUAAUUUUAAAGAUGAUCUAUCAGUUGAAAAACUUGAAAAAAGAUUAGAUUUGUUACAAUUAUUUUUAAGAGAUUAUGUAGUAAACGUGCAAUAUUUAGAAAAAAUUCAACAAUCCGAACAAUGA
Messenger RNA from Dentiscutata heterogama, 1131 nucleotides. Lineage: Eukaryota; Fungi; Glomeromycota; Glomeromycetes; Diversisporales; Gigasporaceae. The record is from the annotation of a GenBank genome assembly.